Messenger RNA from Clupea harengus (Atlantic herring), 5076 nucleotides. It is a transcript of the gene slmapa, whose product is annotated as sarcolemma associated protein a. The record is from RefSeq and is a predicted model, not a curated record. Gene Ontology annotation, cellular component: acrosomal membrane. NCBI's taxonomy places the organism in Eukaryota, Metazoa, Chordata, Actinopteri, Clupeiformes, Clupeidae. The coding region runs from base 1670 to 4138 and encodes 822 amino acids. The transcript is spliced from 23 exons. Gene Ontology annotation, molecular function: protein binding. Gene Ontology annotation, biological process: acrosome assembly; single fertilization.
AGUAUCACAUAUUCCCACCCCUCGUUACGUUAUGGGUAUGUCGCGUGCUCGAGCGCGGUGUUGGCGCUGCCCGGUUUGUGUAUUUCAUUUCACUAUGGCGGCGGUCAAUUGCGGAGGAGGACAAGUUGCUUCGAAUUGCCUCCAGUUUAACUUGGGUCGGCAUUAACCUAUAGACGCUAUCGUUAUUCCUGUUUCGUCUGAAUAUCAAGAUAUCACAAAAACCCAUGGCUUAACGGGGAAUCUUCUUGACAUCUACGGAACUGUUGGUGCGUCUGUGGCUGUCUGUAAGACUUGGUUUUCCGUGACCACUUAAGCUAUUUAGCAAGCCAUCAAGCUAUCUGAUAAAAUCCCGGAUUUGUGUUUAUUUCUGUUAAACAAGUUGGCAACUACUUUCGACGGCGACUAACACCACUUCUACUGACGCCGAAGACUCAAAGGAACACGGAUUUACACAAACUCCUUUUUUUGGCUCAGUCGGGAAAUAUUGUUGAUUUGCAAGCUAACAUUAGCUAUCUAAACCAACCAACAAACCAACCAACCAACCAUCCAGCUAGCUAGCUUGCUAACAUUAUUUGGAGAACAGACCAAGUUAGGCAGCUCUUUUAUAUUUAGAAAGCCACAAAAGGUAUUACAUUUUGAGCAAGAUAAAACAAUUUUGGGCGUAUCACGGAUAAGUCAGACUGAAUCACGGAUGAAUAUUUUCCCCGACAGACGUCAGCUAAUAGACUGGAAAGUGUGCUUCUGUUGUGGGGAGGGGUAGCUAGGUAGCUAGCUAGGUAGGAAUGCUAGCGAGCCAGUUGGCGAAUAUUAGCUAACGUUAGACGUACAACCGUUUUGCGGGAUGCGUGCUUGAACUUUGCAUCACAGUACAACGUAUAGACAUAGCAGUUAAGUGUCUGUGGCAAGUUAUCUCAAGUUAUCCCUAAAUGUUAGGUGUUUGCUGUGAGAGUAACUAAUGCCUUAAGACAAAUUCUUAAACAACGAAAGGUAACGUCAAAAUCUUGGAGGAUUUGUUAGCAAUUUUCUAUCAAGGUGGCCACAGAUGGCCAACAGUAUAUGGUCUCUGCGAUUGUAUAACUGCACUGACUAGGUUGCCAACAAAUGGGUAACGGUUUCUAAUUCAUUUGGCACUUGUUUUGGAGAAUCGGUGUUCGUGUUCUCUUCGAGGAAUGUGUCUGCGUCGUUCGCCAGUUUACCGUAGGUAACCCCAAAGAUUAACAUUAUUCACCGUUUAGCUGACGUUAGCUAGCAUAGUGCAUUCAACAUGGGUUACCACUGAGUUAAGAACCUGCAGGUCUGGCCUAAAACGCCUUCAUAAGAGAGGUAUAUUUUAUGGAUUUUGACAGCUAUAUUUAAACUGGGGUAAUUUUUCCGACACCAUGGGCAUCUUUGUAGACGGUACACUUGCUUAUACAUGAUAAUGAGUUUAUGUUUGAGUUAUGUAGACAGUUAGGUAUUACGUUAACUCCUUGAUGAGGUCCCCCCCACUACAUUGACAUAUUUAAAGGGGUCGGAGAAAACAUAAGUGGUAUUGGUGGAUACCCUGUCGCGGCGAAUAUCUUAAUCAACUAUUCCAUUUUAGUUUGGGGAGUCUAGAAAGUCAGUCAUUCUGGAUCAAGAAACCUUGUCCUUCGUAUCUGGUUGGAGUAACACUCCCAAGCCAUCAUCAAUGCCUUCAGCGCUGGCCGUUUUUACCUGCCGCCCGAAUUCACACCCUUUUCAGGAACGUCAUGUCUACCUGGACGAGCCAGUCAAGAUUGGGCGAUCUGUGGCUCGCUGUCGUCCUGCUCAGAACAACGCAACGUUUGACUGCAAGGUGUUGUCCAGGAAUCAUGCACUCGUCUGGUUCGAUCACAAAACGGGCAAGUUCUAUCUGCAGGACACCAAGAGCAGCAAUGGCACCUUCAUCAACAGCCAACGUCUGAGCCGGGGCUCUGAGGAGAGCCCGCCCUGUGAGGUCCUGUCGGGUGACAUCAUACAGUUUGGAGUGGAUGUGACGGAGAACACGCGGAAAGUCACCCACGGUUGCAUAGUGUCUACCAUCAAGCUGUUUCUACCUGAUGGCAUGGAGGCGCGGCGACGAUCAGAUGUGAUUCAAGCACCAUUACCACUGCCUAUUGAUAAGGUGGCUGCCAACACGCCCAGCAUGUACUCUCAGGAACUGUUCCAGCUCUCACAGUAUCUGCAGGAGGCCUUACACAGGGAGCAGAUGCUGGAGCAGAAACUGGCCACACUGCAGAGGCUGCUGGCCAGCACACAGGAGGCCUCGGAGAGCAGCUGGCAGGCUUUAAUAGAUGAGGACCGGCUACUCUCUCGACUGGAGGUGAUGGGGAACCAGCUGCAAGCUUACUCUAAAAACCAAACAGAAGACGGCAUCCGGAAGGAGCUGGUUAACUUGCAGGACGACAAAUUCAACUAUGAGACUACAGCCAAAGAGUCCCUGAGGCGGGUCCUUCAGGAGAAGAUUGAGGUGGUCAGGAAGCUGUCAGAGGUGGAGAGGAGUCUGAGUAACACGGAGGAUGAGUGCACACACCUGAAGGAGAUGAACGAGCGUACGCAGGAGGAGCUCCAGGAGCUGGCCAACAAGUACAAUGGCGCCGUCAACGAGAUCAAAGACCUCACCGACAAGAUCAAGCUGGCUGAGAGCCGGCAGGAGGAGCUGACUCAAAAGGGGCAGAAUGAGAAGAAGGAGCUGCAGAUGCGCAUCGAGGAGAUGGAGGAGAAGGAGCAGGCCCUGCAGGCGCGCAUCGAAGCCCUUCAGGCAGACAACGACUUUACAAACGAGAGACUUGCAGCACUGCAAGUCAGGUUAGAGCAACUACAGGAGAAAAACAUAAAGGAGAACAACAGUUUAGGUAGCCCAGAAGGGGACUGUCUCCACAGUCUUGAUCUCGCUACAGAGGAAGACCACUUUCUUUUAAAGAGUGGAGGGGACUGCACUUUAAUCCAUCAGUUCAUUGAGUGCGAGCCUGUGAAGCAGUUGAAGGAGGCAGUGGACUCCUCAAUACACAAGUUGUCCAACUUCGAUGAAGUCAUAGAUGCACACCUCCAGAACAACCAGACUGCGGGUGACAACAGCCUGGCCAGUCCACUGAAAGAAAAUCAAAUUGAUGCUAAAGAGUCCGAUAUGUCAGACACGCUCAGCCCCAGCAAGGACAGAAGCAGUGACGACACUUCAGACGGACAAAUGGAUGAACAGGAGAUGAACGAGCCCCAGAACAGCGUGACCCUUCUCAAAGCUCUGUUGGAGGAGGAGAGGAGGACCAACCGCCAGCAGACGGAGGAGUCCGCCAAACAGAUCCACUUCCUUCAGACCCAGCUGCAGAAGCUGCAGGCUGAUAUGGAGACCUUGAGGGAGCAGAGGGAGAACACCAUCAGCACCACCCGUGAGGAGCUCUACAACGCCCAGGAGGAGGUCAUCCUGCUCCGCCAGGCCGUGGACGACUCCAACCACGAGCGGGAGCGCGACAUCGCCGCCCUGCAGUCCGACCUCAGCGGCGUCACCACUGAGCUGGACAAGUGGAAGCAGGCGGCCGCCAAAUAUGAGGUGGAGAUCAGCACCCUCCAGGCCAGCUUCCAGCAGCAGAACAAGCACCAGGAGAAGGCGGUGCAGCUGCAAGGUGAGCUGGACAAGCUGCAGCAGGAGUGUGGCACUUUGCAGAAAGAAUGUGAGAGUCUGCGCUCAGAGAAAGGCUCUCUGCUGCAGAAGCUUCAUCGGCUGGAAGGGGAACUGGACAGCUCCAGGGAGGAGAGUGCCACUCUCAGCAGCAGUCUGAAUGCGCUGGAGAAGUCCCAGGGAGCCUUGCAGAGCCGCCUGGGCUCCAUGCAGGAUCAGCACCUGCAGGAUGCCAGUAUGCUCAAGAACCAGCUGGCCCAGGCCGACAGUCAUACCAAGAGCCUACAGAGAGAGUAUGAGGACACUCAGACACAGCUGUCGGAUCUGAGGCAUCGCUAUGAGCGGACCGAACAGGAGAAGUCCUGCAUCAACGCCGAGCUGGAGCAGUGUAAGGUCAACCUCAAGCUGCUGCAGGAGAAGGGGAAGAAUAGCGGCUGGUUGCCAUGGAUGCCGGUGGUUGCUGUGAUGGUUGCUGUGACAGCGGCAGUUCUUUAUCCCGGCCUGUCGAAGAGCACCUCCUGAGAGUGAGGCACAUGUGUGCACUCUCAAAGUUUACCCUUCCUCCAAGAUACACACUUACACACACACACACACACACACCAUCCUACGUGCUCCUCACCCUCCACACGGACACAAAUGCAUCCCACCCCCUCCUCCUUGGGUCCCUUCUGUUUUGAGGCCCCCCAAGGAGCCGUAGUGCAACUGUAUAAAAUGUAACUGUAAAUAUAUAUAGAAUAAGAGGGAAUAAAAGUUGUUACUUCUACUGUAGAGAAAAGCUAUAUCUGCUGUUUUUCUUUUCAUCCUGAUUGUUUUUUUGUCAUUAGGUGAGAAUGUUGACUUCACAAUGGCCUAAAAUAGGCUUUUUCUCUCUUGGUUGGGUACCAAACUAUUGGCAAAGUUCUGGUUUCCUUUCUUUUUAAUUUUCUUUUCUUUUCUUUUCUUUCUGUGGUUUGCCAUGUUGGAUUUUUGAUCUGGUAUUCCAAAUAGAUGUAAAAGCCAAAUCCUGAAUCUUAACAUCUAGGCACAAAGGGUGAAGUGCCUAAUGUAUCUACUUCAGAGCUAGACGUGUGUAUCUGUGUGGAUGUGUGUGUGUGUGUGUGUGUGUGUGUGUGUGUGUGUGUGUGUGUGUGUGUGUGUGUGUGUGUGUGUGUGUGUGUGUGUGUGUGUGUGUGUUACGCACUUAAUUUAACACCUGCUAGUUGUCAUCCAAGUGCCACACAGACUUGUGCAGCAUCAAUUUAACAAGGAGUCGAAUCAGUGUGACGAGACAGGAGGAUGAAGCAAUGUUCUAAACUCAACGAGUCCCUCUGUGCUCUAAGUGUCUGUUGAAAUCAAAUGUUUGUAGCACAAAUAUGUGAGUGUGUACUCUAGCAUUGUUUAUUUGUGUUGUGUGAGCAAAAUAAUGUUCCUGUCAGACACUACAAAAUGUAGGUAAUUUGAAAUUAAAAUGUUCCUUGAUA